CCUGCAAUUCGCAGAGCCAAUCACCAAACCGGGCCCUAGAACUUUCCUUAUAUGGCAUGGCCAGUGGGGAGCGUGCAGUAUAAAACCGGUGCCGAGCCCAUUUUCGGUCAGUGACCGACCGCAUACUAUCAAGCUCUAGACAGGAACGCAUCACAAGAUAACCAUGGAAGACGAUAUUGCUGCACUUGUUAUCGACAAUGGCUCUGGAAUGUGCAAAGCUGGCUUUGCUGGAGAUGAUGCUCCCCGUGCUGUCUUCCCUUCCAUCGUGGGUCGCCCCAGACAUCAGGGAGUCAUGGUUGGAAUGGGACAGAAAGAUAGCUAUGUAGGAGAUGAAGCUCAGAGCAAGAGGGGUAUAUUGACCCUGAAGUAUCCAAUUGAGCAUGGCAUUGUCACAAACUGGGAUGACAUGGAGAAGAUCUGGCACCACACAUUCUACAAUGAAUUGAGAGUUGCCCCUGAAGAGCACCCUGUUCUACUAACUGAAGCACCUCUUAAUCCCAAAGCAAACAGAGAGAAAAUGACUCAGAUCAUGUUUGAAACAUUCAAUACUCCUGCAAUGUAUGUUGCCAUUCAAGCUGUUCUGUCCCUGUAUGCUUCUGGACGUACUACUGGUAUUGUGAUGGACUCUGGUGAUGGUGUCACUCACACUGUGCCAAUAUAUGAAGGCUAUGCACUGCCCCAUGCCAUCCUACGUCUUGACUUGGCUGGACGUGACCUGACAGACUACCUCAUGAAAAUUCUUACUGAGAGAGGUUAUAGCUUUACUACCACUGCAGAAAGGGAAAUUGUACGUGAUAUUAAAGAGAAGCUGUGUUAUGUGGCUCUGGAUUUUGAACAAGAAAUGUCCACAGCUGCUUCUUCCUCAUCCCUGGAAAAAAGCUAUGAGUUGCCUGAUGGGCAGGUUAUAACUAUUGGUAAUGAGAGGUUCAGAUGUCCAGAAGCCCUCUUCCAGCCUUCCUUCCUUGGUAUGGAGUCAAGUGGUAUUCAUGAAACAACAUACAACUCCAUUAUGAAGUGUGAUGUGGAUAUUCGUAAAGAUCUUUAUGCUAACACUGUACUGUCUGGAGGCACCACGAUGUAUCCAGGAAUUGCUGACAGAAUGCAGAAAGAAAUCACUGCACUGGCUCCAAGCACCAUGAAAAUUAAGAUUAUUGCACCACCUGAGCGCAAGUACUCUGUUUGGAUUGGAGGAUCCAUUUUGGCCUCUCUGUCAACCUUUCAGCAAAUGUGGAUCAGCAAGCAAGAGUAUGAUGAGUCUGGGCCCUCAAUUGUCCAUCGCAAAUGCUUCUAAACAAACUGACCCUUGUAUUGAGUGUAUUUGCGCAGAAAGAUCAUUGGCAUGGCUUUUCUUUUUGUUGGUGCUUCGCUCAGGACUUUAAAAAAAAAAACAAAAAAAACUGGAAUGAAGAUGGCAGGAAAACUACCUACAGUACAUCUAAGGACUGACACCCCAUGUAAUGCAUUGUUCUGAAAUUGUCAUACUGGAUACUUCUCAUUUGGAGCUCUUAAAAUGAUUGUGUUGCUUAUAUGUGCAGCUAUAUACCAACAUGUCUGUUCUGCCCUAAACAAUGUAACUCCUUUUUAGGUUCAUGAAUGGGUUAUGUUCAUAACACUUAAAGUUUGUCAAUCUUGGUAAGAUAUGAAGGGUCACCUGAGAAAUUAAAUGAAACUUAAAUAAAAAAAGAAAAUGGUUAUUGUACUGUAAA
Messenger RNA from Hyla sarda, 1706 nucleotides. RefSeq names its product actin beta (gene ACTB). The coding region runs from base 164 to 1291 and encodes 375 amino acids. The transcript is spliced from 6 exons. The record is from RefSeq and is a predicted model, not a curated record. NCBI's taxonomy places the organism in Eukaryota, Metazoa, Chordata, Amphibia, Anura, Hylidae.